AUGCAUCGGGUGAUGAAAGAGGAGUCAAGUUUCAGGACAGGCAGCCUGGAAAACGUGACAAGAGACCCAAGCAAAGCAAAGCUGCACGUGAAGCCCUGCAGUGGGUCCUGCCAUGCUGAGCAGAUCCUCCAGACACUCAACUCCUACCGCCGGAGCGGCACCUUCACUGACGUGGUGCUGCUGAUUGAUGGGCAAGAAUUCCCCUGUCACCGUGCCACUUUGUCAGCCAACAGCACAUAUUUCAGGGCCAUGUUUGGUAGCAACCUCAAGGAAGGCCACCAGGAUAUUAUCAAUAUCCAGAAGAUUUCUGCUCCCACCAUGUCUCUCCUCCUCGACUACAUGUACGGGGGGAACAUCAUCAUUCAGGAGGACAACGUUGAAAGCAUCUUGGAACUGUCUGACUUGCUGCAGAUCUCCAAGCUCAGAGAUGCUUGUGUCACCUUCCUCGAGGACCAGCUCCACCCAUGUAAUUGCCUGGGCAUCAUGAAGUUUGCUGAUUCGUUCUCCAUCACGUCCCUGACCGAGAAGAGCAAGAGGUUCACGCUGGAGUGUUUUGUGGAGGUGUCCUGCCAUGAGGAGUUCCUGGAGAUGGAUGUGAAGGAGCUGGUUGAGUAUCUGUCUGAUGAGCAGCUGGUGGUGCCCAGGGAGGAGGUGGUGUUUGAGGCCGUCAUGCGCUGGGUCCGGCACGACGUGCCCACCAGGAAAGCAGCCUUGAAGGACCUCCUGGAGCACGUGCGCCUGCCCCUGCUCCACCCCACCUACUUCCUGGAGAAGGUGGAAAUGGAUGGGCUCAUCCAGGACUCCAAGGAGUGCAUCCCCCUCCUGCACGAGGCCCGCAAGUACUACAUCCUUGGCAACGAGGUCAGCUCUUUGAGAUCCAGGCCCAGAAGGUUCAUGGAGCUGGCAGAAGUCAUCAUCAUCAUUGGGGGCUGUGAUAAGAAAGGCCUUCUGAAGCUGCCCUUCACAGACCUCUACCACCCCAAGAGCAGGCAGUGGACAGCCCUCUCCAGUGUGCCUGGCUACACCAAGUCAGAGUUUGCUGCCUGCACGCUGAAGAACGAUGUGUACAUAUCAGGAGGACACAUCAGCAGCAGUGAUGUUUGGGUGCUGAGCUCCCAGCUGAAUGUCUGGAUCAAGGUUGCUUGUCUGCAGAAAGGUCGGUGGAGGCACAAAAUGGCCACACUGCAGGGCAAGAUCUACGCGGUGGGAGGCUUUGAUGGCUUUUUCCGCCUCUCCAGCCUGGAGUGCUACGACACCUUUUCCAACAGCUGGUCAACCUUGGCCCCACUGCCUCAAGCUGUGAGCUCAGCUGCCGUGGUCUCCUGCCUCAACAAGCUCUAUGUGAUGGGUGGGGCUGUGGAUGACACCUCCAACACCGACAAGGUCCAGUGUUAUGAUCCAGAGGAGAACAAGUGGACACUCUUGUCUCCCACCCCUUUUUACCAGAGGUGCAUCAGUGCUGUCUGCUUGGACAACAUCAUUUAUGUUGUAGGUGGGCUCCUCAGUAAAAUCUUUAGCUAUGAUCCAAGGAAAGACAGCUGGCAAGAAGUGGCCACCCUCCCUGGACCUCUGGAGAGCUGUGGCCUGACAGUGUGUGGAGGGAAGAUCUACAUCCUGGGUGGCCGAGAUGAGAAUGGAGAAGGCACAGACAAGGCCUUCACGUUCGACCCGGCGACGGGGCAGGUGGAGCAGCAGCCGCCGCUCCAGCGCUGCACCAGCUACCACGGCUGUGUCACCGUCCUGCAGCGCAGGGACAGGUGA
Molecule: messenger RNA, 1761 nt
Organism: Chaetura pelagica (chimney swift)
Lineage: Eukaryota; Metazoa; Chordata; Aves; Apodiformes; Apodidae
Gene: KLHL35
Product: kelch-like family member 35
Exons: 6
Coding region: 1-1761 (586 amino acids)
Molecular function (GO): protein binding
Source: RefSeq, a predicted model, not a curated record